AUGGGUUUGUGCUUUUUCAAGAGAAUGAUUAGGGAAGGCGUUGAAAUGGACCAUAAUAGCUAUGUCUUCUCGUUGAAAGGUUGUGGGAUUUUGAGCUGGAUUGAAAUUGGAUCAUCGGUGCAUUGUAGGAUUCGGAAAGCGGGUUUUGUGAAUGACUUGAUUGUGAGGAAUGCACUCGUACAUUUUUAUAGCGAGAAAGGGCAACUGGACGAUGCAAAGGUCGUGUUCUUUGAGAGUAGUGUGAAAGACGUCGUCUCCUGGACUUCUUUAAUUGAUGGUUUUGUGAGGAAAAAUUUGGCUGAUGAGGCUUUGGAUUUGUUUGGAGAAAUGUGUUCAAGUGGGAUUGAGCCUAAUGAGGUCACUAUGAUCUCUCUGUGUUCAGCAUGUUCGCUUAAGGCAAAUUUGGCUCUAGCAAGAUCAGUUCAUGAGCUUGUGUUAAGAAAACGUGUGACAUGUAGUUUAAAUCUCAUGAAUGCUUUGUUAGACAUGUAUGUGAAAUGUGGUGAUCUGGCUAAAGCUGAGGAAAUUUUCGGUAAAAUGGAUGCCAAGGAUGUAUUUUCAUGGACAAGCAUGAUCACUGGAGAUGAAAAACAUCCUCAUAUUACGGCGAUAUGGAAAGUGCUAAAUGACAUCUGCUUGCUGUCAAGUCUGGAAAUGUCCAGUUCAGGUCAAGAAUGUUACCAAGAUCUCUGA
Messenger RNA from Oldenlandia corymbosa var. corymbosa, 693 nucleotides. NCBI's taxonomy places the organism in Eukaryota, Viridiplantae, Streptophyta, Magnoliopsida, Gentianales, Rubiaceae. The record is from the annotation of a GenBank genome assembly.